UCUGCUAUGCUUCGUUUCAGUCGGCCACUCUACCAAGCCAUCCGGUCGUCCACCGGCCUCACUGGCCUCGCGGUCCACCCGAACCCCAUUCCUGCCCUCACCAACACCUAUGAAAACACGUUAACUCACCUUGCACGGAUUCCGGAGACGUCAGCGUAUCGCCAGGCGACGGAAGCCCUCAUCCAAAACAAACUCAACAUCGUGAAGGCGGCUGAUGCAGAUAUAGCUGCCGUAGAGAAGGGAUUAGGAGAGGGCAUGAUAGAGGAGUCGCUGCUCAUUGCCGUGGACGAAUUAAAGCUUGCUGCACAAAUGGUAGAUUGGAAAGCAUGGGAGCCAUUAGCAGAGAAACCCGCCCCAGGUCAAUGGGAAUACGUGUCUUAUGUGAUGAUUGGGCCCAAGGUCUGGAAGACGACCACAUGGCUGGAACGGGCAGCAACAUAA
This is a messenger RNA of Mycena indigotica, 441 nucleotides long. RefSeq names its product NADH dehydrogenase 1 alpha subcomplex subunit 5. The coding region runs from base 7 to 441 and encodes 144 amino acids. NCBI's taxonomy places the organism in Eukaryota, Fungi, Basidiomycota, Agaricomycetes, Agaricales, Mycenaceae. Gene Ontology annotation, biological process: respiratory electron transport chain. The record is from RefSeq and is a predicted model, not a curated record. The transcript has 3 exons.